AUGGCCAUACGAGUUCAGUUCGAAAACUCCAACGAGGUUGGCGUAUUUUCGAGGUUGACAAACUCCUACGCACUGAUCGCCAUGGGAGGAUCUGAAAAUUUCUCCAGUGUGUUCGAAUCCGAGUUGUCUCAACACAUCCCCCUCGUGUACACCACCAUUGGAGGUACAAAAGUGAUUGGAAGAGUCUGCGUAGGAAAUAGGAAGGGGUUACUCGUGUCAAGCAUAUGUACAGAUCAGGAGCUCCUCCAUUUAAGAAACGCACUACCAGAAAAUGUUAAAAUAAAAAGAAUUGAAGAGCGCCUUUCAGCAUUAGGUAAUUGUAUAACGGCAAAUGAUUACGUGGGGUUAGUUCAUACAGACAUAGAUCGAGAGACAGAGGAAAUAAUUCAAGACGUGCUGGACAUUGAAGUCUUUAGGACCUCCAUCGCUGGCAAUUUGCUUGUAGGUACUUAUUCAUAUUUUACGAACAAUGGAGGACUCCUACAUGCCAUGACCUCGUCACAAGAAAUUGAGGAACUUUCAGAGCUUUUGCAAAUCCCUUUAAUUACCGGUACGGUUAAUAGAGGCAGUGACCUGAUCGGGGCUGGUCUGGUGGCCAACGACUGGUCAGCCUUCUGUGGCAUGGACACCACUGCCAUCGAGCUGAGUAUAAUUGAAAAAGUCUUUAAGCUCAACAGCAUAGAGGACGCCAACAUCGAGGACAACUUCAAGUACAAGUCUUCCAUAAUUCAAACCAUGAUUUAUGGGGUAAUAAGCGCCUACCCCAGAUGCGCCACCAGUCAACCCUCGCGCACGCGCGUGCGCAGGGGGGGGGAACAUGUGUAUGAGAAGCUUUUCUGA
Messenger RNA from Plasmodium fragile, 840 nucleotides. RefSeq lists its product as uncharacterized. The coding region runs from base 1 to 840 and encodes 279 amino acids. The record is from RefSeq and is a predicted model, not a curated record. Gene Ontology annotation, cellular component: cytosol; nucleolus; preribosome, large subunit precursor. NCBI's taxonomy places the organism in Eukaryota, Apicomplexa, Aconoidasida, Haemosporida, Plasmodiidae. Gene Ontology annotation, biological process: maturation of 5.8S rRNA; assembly of large subunit precursor of preribosome; cytosolic ribosome assembly. The transcript is spliced from 2 exons. Gene Ontology annotation, molecular function: ribosomal large subunit binding.